This is a messenger RNA of Mycena citricolor, 552 nucleotides long. Lineage: Eukaryota; Fungi; Basidiomycota; Agaricomycetes; Agaricales; Mycenaceae. The record is from the annotation of a GenBank genome assembly.
AUGACACAACACAACCCAACUAGCUCAUCUCCAGAAUCCUCUUGCCUACACAGCGCUGCUCUCACUGGCAAUGAAACAAGCGCCUGUUGUGUCUUACGCGCAGGCGCCAACGUCAAUGCAUGCAACUUGAAGAACCAGAAAGUGCUCAUGUGCGCUAUCGCAGGCAACAAGUGCAUGUACAGCUCCUGGCACGUUGCAAAUGCGAUUUCUGACUGGUUUUAUUGCAGCUGGCAGCAGGCCGACGCGUCAAACGCAUCUGGCUCCCACUGCGGCCGUCUAGGCAUCCUGCGGAUGUUGCUGCUCGACACCAACAUCUCACUUGUGACCUUGAACACACCACAGAGCACCUAUUGGGGUCUAACACCGCUGGGGAUGGCAGCGUGGCUGAAUCAGGCUGAUGUCAUGCGCAUCCUGCUUGAAGAGAGCUCCAAGUCUGUCGCGGUCGACGCAACGGACGCGCAUGGUGCUACGCUGCUUAUGCAAACAGUCAAAGCCCUAUUCAAAUGCUUGGAGGAUUGCAUUGGGACUGGAGAUGAGCAUGGGCACAGGUAG